Messenger RNA from Penicillium soppii, 1587 nucleotides. RefSeq lists its product as uncharacterized. The transcript has 6 exons. The coding region runs from base 1 to 1587 and encodes 528 amino acids. NCBI's taxonomy places the organism in Eukaryota, Fungi, Ascomycota, Eurotiomycetes, Eurotiales, Aspergillaceae. The record is from RefSeq and is a predicted model, not a curated record.
AUGGCGACUGAACCAUGGGAAGCCACUGUCUUCAAGAAGCAAAACGAAAUUGCUUCCAAAAUCCCUGCUGCAUGGCGUCUUCCAGAACGCCUUAUCACGAUAUCUGAGACGUCAGGCAUCAAUGUGCUAGAUAUUCCACAUCAGUCUGGAAUUCUCUCAGAAAGACAGCUUGAAAUUACUGAACAGUAUGAUGCGACUGAUUUGCUCCGCAAAAUUCAAAGGCGGGAACUGUCUGCCUACGAAGUUACCGAAGCCUUUUGCAUUCGCGCCGCGAUUGCACAGCAAGUUACUCGAUGCCUUACCGAGACAUUCUUUGAACGUGCUUUAGAACGUGCCAGGGAGCUGGAUGAGAUACUAUCCAAAACAGGGACACCAGUCGGGCCUCUGCACGGAUUACCUAUCAGUUUCAAGGUUCAAACGCUGUCCCCGAUCAUUGAGAACCCUAUCGACGCAAAUUCCCCGGCAGUUCAAAUCUUGAUCGACUUGGGUGCGAUUCCAUACGUGAAAACAAAUAUCCCGCAGACAAUGAUGGCUGCAGACUCACACAACUACAUAUUCGGCCGAACCCUGAAUCCCUAUCGGUCAAAUCUUACCGCCGGGGGCUCAUCUGGAGGAGAAGGUGCAUUGAUAGCUAUGAGGGGAUCAGUACUUGGAGUUGGAACGGACAUCGCUGGGUCUAUCAGAAUUCCCGCUAUUUGCAACGGAACAUAUGCAUUGCGACCUUCGGCAGACCGCAUUCCGUAUGGGGGUCAAACGAGCUCUUCUCGUGGGGGACUCACUGGGAUCAGGCCUUGUGCUGGGCCAUUGGCAACAUCUGUGAGGGACUUGGAGCUCUUCAUGAGUUUAAUGACUACUGCAGACCCAUGGCAGUUGGACUCGUCGGUCAUAUUUUCUCCAUGGCGCACUGUGGUCCCGAAGAAGAUUAUUCGGUUAGGACUUGUUCAAGAAGACCCUAGUUUCCCCUUGCACCCACCGGUUCUACGAAAUCUUACAGCAGCAUCGAAAAAGUUGGACUCGAUGGGCCACGAGAUCGUUCCCCUCAAAACCUUGCCUAUCCGAGAUGCCUGCCUACUGGCAUUUCGUAUGUUCUCGAUGGAUCCGGCUCGAACCGCAUUCAAACACAUUGCCGCAAGUGGAGAACCAACUAUUCCAGCGUUAGAUUCAACGUCCCUACCCCAGGCCAUCAUGCCAUAUGAAUAUGCGGAUCUGACGCUGGAAGCUUUGUAUGAUCUGAAUGAACAACGGAAUCGUCUGAAGGAGGAGUUCCGCUCCCUAUUUCUUCGGGAAAAAUUGGAUGCUAUUAUCAUGCCAGGCUACCAAGGUACUGCUCAGCCACAUGAUCAAUUCGGCUUCCCACCGUACACUGUUGUCUGGAAUGUGAUGGAUUACCCAAGCUGCAUCAUUCCGUAUGGACAAGCGAACGAGAAAGAAGAUGUGGGAUUUAUUCGCGAUUGUCACUACCAACCCCCUUAUAUUGCUGAUGCUAUCGAGGGCGCUCCGUGCUGUGUACAACUCGUCGGUAGAAACAUGCAUGAUGAGGAACUCCUUGCUGUAGCGGAAAUUGUAUCAACGGUUCUCAAGGCUUGA